AUCUCAAAUUCAGUAUCCUCAUCACCCCUAAUGAAGUUUACCCUCAUAUCGAAAUCGAUGACCCUACCAAAAACCCUGAAGCCUUUCGUGCAACAAUCUCAUUCAUUGAAGGUGACCCUCGUGUAGAUUGUAAAAUUCCCGAUGGAAUCGAAUCGAAUGUUUAG
This is a messenger RNA of Racocetra persica, 164 nucleotides long. NCBI's taxonomy places the organism in Eukaryota, Fungi, Glomeromycota, Glomeromycetes, Diversisporales, Gigasporaceae. The record is from the annotation of a GenBank genome assembly.